This is a messenger RNA of Fopius arisanus, 984 nucleotides long. RefSeq names its product neither inactivation nor afterpotential A. Bases 170 to 910 code for a protein of 246 amino acids. The record is from RefSeq and is a predicted model, not a curated record. Gene Ontology annotation, biological process: protein folding; protein peptidyl-prolyl isomerization. Gene Ontology annotation, molecular function: peptidyl-prolyl cis-trans isomerase activity. The transcript is spliced from 5 exons. Gene Ontology annotation, cellular component: intracellular membrane-bounded organelle. NCBI's taxonomy places the organism in Eukaryota, Metazoa, Arthropoda, Insecta, Hymenoptera, Braconidae.
CUCGUUGACAGUGGAGUUGGCAGCGGCGUUGGCAUUCAGUCGUACCGUCGACUGCAAGCGAAUUAACACGCCGCGUAUUCUUUUCACUGAUUUUCCCAACUCGUGGAAGGGCUCAGGUUUAUUCCGCAUCCAACACGCGAUUGAACCGCACAAGUUUCACUCUUCAAGAAUGAAGUUCCUCGUAAUAUUCGUUAUCGCUGUCGUUGGUCUCUACGAGGCCGAGGCAACUCAAUACAAAGUGACGGAUCGAGUAUUCUUGGAUGUAAUGAUAGACGAUCAUCCAAUUGGUAGAAUAGUAAUCGGAUUAUUUGGCGAGCAAGCACCGAAAACAGUGAAAAAUUUCGUGUCUCUUGCUACUGAAGGGAUCAGAGGAAGAACGUACGCUGGAUCGAAAUUUCAUCGUGUCGUUAAAAAAUUCAUGAUCCAAGGUGGAGAUAUUGAUAAGGGCGAUGGAAAUGGAUCGAUCAGUAUCUACGGAAAAUACUUCGAGGAUGAGGAUAAUGGUAUACAUCACGCUGGACCUGGUUUUGUAUCUAUGGCAAAUGCUGGUAAAAAUACAAAUGGCUGUCAGUUUUUCAUUACAACAGUCGCUACUCCGUGGCUAGAUGGCCAUCACACAGUUUUUGGAAAGGUCAUAGAGGGUCAGGACGUUCUCUUCAAGAUCGAACAGACUAAAACAGAUGCUGAGGACUCUCCAAUAGCUCCAGUGGUGAUCCUGGAGAGUGGAAAAAUCCCUACACCAGAGCCUUUCGACAUCUCUGACGAUCCAUACGAUGUUUGGGGGUGGAUUAGGGCGACGGCUAUCCCGUUAUCCUUCAGCUUCGCUAUUCUCGCAUUUUUUCAGUGGAUGAUCAAGCAAUUGGACUUUGAAAUCCCCAAAAUUCCAGUUGAUGUUAAAAAAACAGAUUGAGGGAAGUCUCAAUUUUUAUUAUUGUAACACUUGCAUUUAAAUAAUCGUGGAGCCAAAUAAAUACUGAUUUCUUA